Molecule: messenger RNA, 3619 nt
Organism: Panthera uncia (snow leopard)
Lineage: Eukaryota; Metazoa; Chordata; Mammalia; Carnivora; Felidae
Gene: SYT10
Product: synaptotagmin 10
Exons: 7
Coding region: 1085-2656 (523 amino acids)
Biological process (GO): regulation of dopamine secretion; cellular response to calcium ion; calcium-ion regulated exocytosis
Cellular component (GO): membrane
Molecular function (GO): phosphatidylserine binding; calcium-dependent phospholipid binding; syntaxin binding
Source: RefSeq, a predicted model, not a curated record
GUGCAUUCUUAACUGCCAAUUACGGAUUAAUCGACAGUGAAUAUUAAUACAAAUAAGAUUUCGUUUUGUGAAAUACGUAAGAGAAUUAGAAAACAAAGUCAAAGGCAAUAAAUUAAAAUCUGCUUAUUCAUAGUAUUUAUGCAUCAAGAAAAACUGAAUUGGAUAGAUAGGAAAUGUAUCUUACGGUGAAUUUCAGUAAUAGCCAUAAAAAGAACUCUGGAAUUAAAUUUUGUCUCUAAAUCAUCAUCGUUAGAAAUCAUUUUAAACGUGCUUUCCAGGCACACUUCUCUUUCUCUGUAGACGUCUGACUUGAUUAUUCGCCUAUUCGUCUUUAAAAUUUAACUUUUUCAGUUUGUCUUCAGUUGUAACGACUUUUCAGAAAAGUAAAACUAGACAGACCACGGAGAGCCACACACGUGCAGUAAAGUUGGAGAGACAGGAAGCUGAGGGGCAGACGGAGGCUGGGAAAAAAGUACGGAGAAAACGAAGAUUUCUCUAUCCCCCUCCCCGCUGCAUCGUGCACCUGCAGCCCAAGCUGGGGUCCCGGCAGGGACGAGGAGUCGCGCCUCUUGCAAGGCCACCUCGGGCCCCUGACUGAGCGCGGAGGGGGCGCUGCGGGUGCCUCAACCGGUCUGCCGGCCCGCGCCGGGCUGCGAUUGGACGCGCCGCCGCCAGCCACCAGCCCAAACACUAAAGCGCUGGGAGGAGGCGGGGGGAGUUCUAGCGAGUCGAGGGCUUUGGCUUUUUCACGUCUCCCCCACCCCCUACCCUUCCUCUCCGCACUCCAUGCCGGGUCUCUCUCUCCAGCUCUCCGCGUCUGGCUGGCUCCCGCCGCAGGAGACUUGGCGCAAACCUAACCGCCGCCGCCUCGCGCGCUUCCAGCCCCAGCCUCUCCGCCUUCCCCUGCGCCCCCCGCUCGCGCCAUGGGGCCAACCUGCGGCUCCUAAGAGUUGCCGCUGGGAGCAGCGCGCUCUCCCGCCCAUUUCCCCACGAGCGGGCGAUGGCUUAGGGCGCCAGAGGGGCCAGCCCAGAGGUACCGGGAAGGGGAAAUUCGGCCGGCCGACUGGGGAAAAAGAGGCCAACCAUGAGUUUCCACAAGGAGGACGGAGUGAGCAGCCUGUGCCAGAAGGCGCUGCACAUCGUCACCGAGCUGUGCUUCGCGGGCCAGGUGGAGUGGGAGAAGUGCUCGGGCAUCUUCCCCCGGGACAGGGGCAGCCAGGGCGGAAGCAGCACAGAUAUUUCGGUCAGCUUGUUAGCGGUGGUUGUCAGCUUCUGUGGCCUGGCCUUGUUGGUUGUCUCACUUUUUGUCUUCUGGAAGUUGUGCUGGCCUUGUUGGAAAAGCAAACCUGUGACUUCCAACGUCAGUACCCUUCCACAGAGCAUUUCAAGUGCUCCUACUGAAGUCUUUGAGGCCGAAGAGAAAAAAGAAGUUAAAGAAAAUGAAAAGCCAGCUCUAAAAGCUGUUGAGCCUGCUAUAAAAAUCAGCCACACUUCCCCUGAUAUCCCAGCAGAAGUCCAAAAUGCUUUAAAAGAACAUUUAAUUAAACAUGCACGUGUGCAAAGACAAAUUACUGAACCUACAUCCUCAUCCCGCCACAAUUCCUUCAGGAGACACCUACCAAGGCAAAUGCAGGUUUCCAGUGUUGAUUUUAGCAUGGGCACAGAACCAGUUUUACAAAGAGGAGAAACAACAACCAGCAUUGGGAGGAUAAAACCAGAGCUCUACAAACAGAAAUCCGUUGACUCUGAGGGCAACAGGGAAGAAGAUGUCAAAACCUGUGGGAAACUUAACUUCACCCUCCAGUAUGACUAUGAAAAUGAACUUCUGAUUGUUAAAAUUAUCAAAGCCUUAGAUCUCCCUGCUAAAGACUUCACAGGCACUUCUGACCCUUAUGUGAAGAUGUAUCUUCUUCCAGAUAGGAAAAAGAAAUUUCAGACCCGUGUGCACAGAAAGACUUUAAAUCCUCUAUUUGAUGAAACUUUUCAGUUUCCUGUAGCAUAUGAUCAACUAAGCAACCGAAAACUACAUUUCAGUGUAUAUGAUUUUGACAGAUUUUCUAGACAUGACAUGAUUGGGGAAGUGAUUCUUGAUAAUUUGUUUGAAGUCUCUGAUCUCUCCAGGGAAGCCACAGUGUGGAAAGAUAUUCAUUGUGCUACCACAGAAAGUAUAGAUCUGGGUGAAAUCAUGUUCUCCCUUUGUUAUUUGCCAACUGCUGGACGUAUGACAUUGACAGUCAUCAAGUGCAGAAAUCUGAAGGCUAUGGAUAUCACUGGGUCAUCAGAUCCUUAUGUCAAAGUGUCUCUGAUGUGUGAAGGUCGGAGAUUAAAAAAGAGGAAAACGACGACGAAGAAAAACACUCUAAACCCUGUGUACAAUGAGGCUAUUAUUUUCGAUAUCCCUCCAGAGAAUGUGGACCAGGUCAGCCUCUCCAUUGCAGUCAUGGAUUAUGAUAGGGUAGGACACAAUGAGGUCAUAGGAGUGUGUAGAACAGGACUGGACGCUGAGGGUCUUGGGCGAGACCACUGGAAUGAAAUGCUGGCCUAUCACCGAAAACCAAUAACACAUUGGCACCCCUUGCUGGAGUUACCUGGCCGGGCAACCAGUUUUGAUAGUCAAGGAUCCUGUCCAUCUCCCAAACCACCUUCCACACCAUAAUGCCUCCAGAAUAAAGACCAUUUUAAUAAGGACCCAGGACCAUGUGCUCAUCAGAUCAGAAAAAGAGUGGAAGGUUUGAUUUCCUCAUUUAAAAUAUAUCCUGAUAAUGAACAAACUUGAUGUACAAUUUUUCAUUUGCUUUUUUUUUUGUCCCUUCUUUAACUUUGGACAUCUUAAUAUGUUUUACUUGAAUACAAACAGUCCUUACUUUCAUAAGGCAUUUUAUUCUUCAUUUCAUAUACCUAUUAGCACAAAGGUGUUUUAAUAAGUUGCAAUUCUUUGCAUAAGAAAUACAUUCUUUUAGAAGAAUCCAUACUUAUCUAAAAUUAAAUAUAGUUUAUGCUGCUAUUGUAUAAAGUAGCACAUGUCACUUAUGUAUGGUUUUGAUUUUGUUACAAUGUUUAUCUCUAGUCCCACAGAUGGUUCCAUAUAGACUUUAAUGGAAAUUUUGAGCUUAAACAGCAUUAAAUCCUUAAACAAUCAAAUUAAUGUUACUUAUCUGAUCAUAUAUUCUUUCAUUCUCAGAAAAUUAGGUCCUUAGUGAGGUUUGGCUCAGCUAAACUCAAAACUUUGUCUCUCAAGCUCAUUCUUUGAAGCAUACACGUAAAGCUGUAAUUUAAAGAACAAUUUUGAAUUAAACUUAAGGAGUAAUAUUUAGUAGCUGGAAAAUGGAGGUUGAGCCAUUUGGGCUACCAUUUUAUACUGUCUUAAUGUUACAGUGGUUCAAACAUCUGUUGAACUGUUUAACUGAUAUUUUCAAAAUUCUAAUAAUCUUUAUCUCAAAUGUAGCGUUAGUAUUCCUAAGUCAAUAGAAUGAGAAGUCAUUUAUUUUUUAAGUGUUUGUAAAGUUCUCAAGUACUGUGACCUGUAUAUUUUAUGACAUAAAGGUAUUACACAGAUCCUGUAUUUCUGAUAGAACAUACUACACCAAAGGUACAAUAAAAUGUCUGUGCUUAUUGUCAA